GCCCUUACACAGGGACGGAGGAGGAGGACAGUUGCUGUGUGACAGUAGAAAAAGCAUGGAUGACGCUAUCCUGAAGGGAUCACAUAGAUGCUGUCACUUGACUGGUUUGAAAUGGGUUUGAUAUUUUUACAAAGAAAACAGUAUAUUUUUUAACCAAUCCAUUCACGUAACUAGAGACUGUUGAUGUUACUGUUUUGCAAAAGAAAAUGUCAACUUCAAGUAGUCUUUCAAAAAGAACAGCAGUCUGGUAAAAUCGAAAUAUAAAAGGGAAAUAAUUUCGGAGAUCGCCUAGUGUAAACUAAUCAUAAUGUAUCCACGAGGACCAGAAGAUGCUCGAAUUUCUAUACCUCCCGGGUGCAUUUUCCGUGGUCGUGGACCCUCUUCAACUGCCAUCCGCGGGGGUCGCUUCCCUUUCCGCCCCUCUUAUGUAAUCAAUGAAUAAGACGAAUGUUUCAAGCCAGGGUUCAUUUUUUUAUCGGAAGACAUCCACCACCAGUGUGAUACAGUCGGGGCUGCACGGACAAUGUGCAGCAGAUAUUCUAUCUUAAACAAGACGUGUGUUUACGAUGAUGGGACCGCGGACACCGACAGAGCCAGACGCAACCAUGAGCCCGCUGCGUCGAUCCUCGAGAUCCCAUGGUGACAGGUCUGACUCCACGGAGACCCUCCAGAAGAACAACAGCAGCAACAGUGGAGUUAUUCUGGACAUCUCAGCCCUCAAGUUGGAGGUGGACUCUGAGGUCCCUCCUCUACCGCCCCGCUACCGCUUCAGGGACCUGCUGCUGGGGGACCAGUCCUUUCAGAAUGACGACAGGUAUCAGGAAGAGUACAGUAUGGACUCUACCAACGCCCAGGUUCAGGUGGAGUUCUAUGUGAAUGAAAACACCUUCAAGGAGAGGCUCAAGCUGUUCUUCAUCAAAAACCAAAGGUCAAGCCUGAGGAUCCGUCUGUUUAACUUCUCCUUGAAGCUGUUGACUUGUGCCCUAUACGUCCUCAGAGUGUCUCUGGACGAUCCCGAACAGGUCACUGGUGUAUGUGUGAACUGUCAGAACCGAACAAGCACCACAGCAGAAUCUACAGAAAGCACCGAAAUCAACUGGGAACUGAUUUUCUGGGUGAACAGAAGGGUUCCUGUAUGGGCGAUACAGGUGAUCGUGGCCUUAAUCAGUUUCCUGGAAGCCAUGCUCCUUACAUAUCUCAGCUACAAAGGGAACAUCUGGGAGCAGAUGUUCCAGAUCUCCUUCAUCCUGGAGAUGAUCAAUACCGUGCCGUUUAUAAUCACUAUCUUCUGGCCUCCAUUGAGAAACAUCUUCAUCCCAGUGUUUCUCAACUGCUGGUUAGCUAAGUGUGCCCUGGAGAAUAUGAUUAAUGAUCUCCAUCGUGCCAUUCAGAGGACCCACUCGGCCAUGUUCAACCAGGUUCUCAUCCUCAUCUGCACCCUACUCUGUCUGGUCUUCACUGGGGCGUGUGGUAUCCAGCAUCUUGAGAGAGCAUCCAAUCAGAACCUGACUCUGUUCAACUCUCUGUAUUUCUGCAUCGUCACCUUCUCUACCGUGGGCUACGGUGACGUCACACCUCAUAUCUGGCCCUCUCAGCUGCUGGUGGUUAUUCUCAUCUGUGUGGCUCUCGUGGUCCUCCCGCUACAGUUUGAGGAGUUGGCCUAUCUGUGGAUGGAGCGUCAGAAGUCAGGAGGGAACUACAGCAGACACCGUGCCCAGACAGAGAAACACGCCGUCCUGUGUGUCAGCUCUCUGAAGAUAGACUUGCUCAUGGACUUCCUCAAUGAGUUCUACGCUCAUCCUAGAUUACAGGACUACUAUGUGGUGAUCCUGUGCCCUACGGAGAUGGACAUCCAGGUGCGUCGUGUCCUCCAGAUCCCCCUGUGGUCCCAGAGGGUCAUCUAUCUCCAGGGGUCAGCGCUCAAAGACACAGACCUCAUGAGGGCCAAGAUGGAUGAUGCAGAAGCCUGUUUUAUCCUGAGCAGUAGGAAUGAGGUGGACCGCACUGCGGCUGACCACCAGACCAUCCUCAGAGCCUGGGCUGUGAAGGACUUUGCCCCAAACUGCCCCCUGUAUGUCCAGAUCCUCAAACCAGAGAACAAAUUCCAUGUGAAGUUUGCUGAUCACGUAGUCUGUGAGGAGGAAUUCAAGUUCGCCAUGCUGGCCCUGAAUUGUGUGUGUCCAGCCACAUCCACACUGGUCACACUCCUGGUGCACACUUCCAGAGGACAGGAAGGCCAGCUGUCUCCAGAACAGUGGCAGAGGACGUACGGACGGUGCUCGGGGAACGAGGUCUACCAUAUCCGCCUCUGUGACAGCAAGUUCUUUGGGGAGUAUGAUGGGAAGAGUUUCACAUAUGCCUCCUUCCACGCACACAAGAAGUAUGGUGUGUGUCUGAUUGGGGUGAAGAGGGAGGACAACAAGAGCAUCCUGCUGAACCCUGGUCCUCGCCACAUCAUGGCUGCCCCAGACACCUGCUACUACAUCAACAUCACCAAGGAGGAGAACAGCGCCUUCAUCUUUAAACAGGAGGAGAAGGACAACAAGGGCCUGCCGGUGGCCGGGCUGUACGAUGCCCCCUCCAGGCUGCCUGUACACAGCAUCAUCGCCAGUAUGGGGACGGUCGCCAUGGACCUCCAGAACCCGACGGACCCCCCAGAGGACAGCAGCAAGCUGACCCUGCCCACAGAGAACGGGUCUGGAAGCAGACGGCCCAGCAUCGCCCCCGUCUUGGAGAUCGCUGACUCCUCCUCCAUCCUGCCCUGCGACCUGCUCAGUGACCAAUCAGAGGACGAAACCAACCAAUCAGACGAGGAGAGCUCGUCGGUGUCCGAUUUUGUGAAAGGAUAUCCUCCCAACUCGCCCUACAUUGGCAGCUCUCCAACCCUGUGCCAUCUCUUACCCCAGAAAGCCUCGUUCUGCUGCCUUCGUCUGGACAAGGGUUGCAGGCACAACAGUUUUGAGGAUGCCAAGGCCUAUGGUUUUAAGAACAAGCUGAUCAUAGUAUCUGCAGAGAUGGCAGGGAACGGCCUCUAUAACUUCAUCGUCCCUCUGCGGGCCUACUACCGCCCCAGGAAAGAGCUCAACCCUAUCGUUCUGCUAUUAGACUACCCGCCUGACAACCACUUCCUAGAAGCCAUCUGCUGUUUCCCAAUGGUCUACUUCAUGGCCGGAACAAUAGAUAACCUGGACAAUCUUCUGCAGUGUGGCAUCAUCUAUGCUGAUAACCUGGUGGUAGUGGACAAGGAGAGCACCAUGAGUGCUGAGGAGGACUAUAUGGCAGACGCCAAAACCAUAGUCAACGUACAGACCAUGUUCAGGCUGUUCCCCAGUCUUAGUAUCAUCACUGAGCUGACCCACCCCUCCAACAUGAGAUUUAUGCAGUUCAGAGCUAAGGACUGCUAUUCUCUGGCUCUCUCCAAACUAGAGAAGAUAGAGCGUGAUAAGGGUUCCAACCUGGCCUUCAUGUUCCGUCUGCCGUUCGCUGCAGGCAGAGUGUUCAGUAUCAGUAUGCUGGAUACGCUGCUCUACCAGUCAUUUGUGAAGGACUAUAUGAUUCCCAUAGCAAGACUUCUACUAGGCCUGGACACCACACCAGGAUCAGGUUACCUGUGUGCAAUGAAGGUGACAGAGGAGGACCUGUGGAUCAGGACGUACGGCAGGUUGUUCCAGAAGCUGUGUUCCUCCAGUGCUGAGAUUCCUAUAGGCAUCUACCGUACAGAGUCUCACAUGUUCCCCUCUUCUGAGUUAAAGGAUGGGUACCCACAGUCUCAAGUCUCCAUCAAUGUAGAGGACAUCGGCGGUGACGAUCAGAGGGACAACAGAAGCGAGUCAUGGAAGGAGAAGACCAGAACACACCGGAUGUCCACCACCAGCGAAUCAGAACACCCGUUACUGAGGAAGAAGAGCCUCCAGUGGGCGCGGCGUCUGAGCCGUAAGAACACCAAACCUCCAAGCCGCACAGAGCGGUUCUCACAGCAGCGCCUCAACCUGUACCGGCGCUCAGAGAGACAGGAGCUGUCUGAGCUGGUUAAGAACCGCAUGAAGCACCUGGGACUGCCCACUGUCGGAUAUGAGGAUGUUGCUAAUCUUACCGCGAGCGAUGUCAUGAACCGAGUAAAUCUAGGAUAUUUACAAGAUGAGAUGAACGACCACCAGAACACUCUUUCCUACGUUCUCAUCAACCCCCCUCCAGACACCAUGCUGGAGCUCAAUGACAUUGUGUACAUUAUCCGGUCUGACCCUCUGGCGGGCCCUAAUGUGCCAGAGGAUCCAGCCCAAGGGCAGAGCAGCGGUGGUGGCCGGAUGAGGCAAGACUUUGGCACUGAGACCAGGGACGAGACCCACCUCUGAAACUCCCUCACCUCCCCCCGAUUGCCAACC
This is a messenger RNA of Oncorhynchus gorbuscha (pink salmon), 4382 nucleotides long. RefSeq names its product potassium channel subfamily T member 1-like. Gene Ontology annotation, molecular function: intracellular sodium-activated potassium channel activity. The record is from RefSeq and is a predicted model, not a curated record. Lineage: Eukaryota; Metazoa; Chordata; Actinopteri; Salmoniformes; Salmonidae. Gene Ontology annotation, biological process: potassium ion transport. Gene Ontology annotation, cellular component: membrane. The transcript has 34 exons. The coding region runs from base 567 to 4352 and encodes 1261 amino acids.